Molecule: messenger RNA, 924 nt
Organism: Colletotrichum tamarilloi
Lineage: Eukaryota; Fungi; Ascomycota; Sordariomycetes; Glomerellales; Glomerellaceae
Exons: 2
Coding region: 1-924 (307 amino acids)
Molecular function (GO): protein binding
Source: RefSeq, a predicted model, not a curated record
AUGGAAGACAUAUUGAAGUCAUUUCCCUCCACCGAGGAUUGUAAACAGGUCCUUUGGAACUUCUUUGCCCAGCACUUCAAUCAGGCGUUUCUUGAUUCGCAAACCACUGUGGAACGUACGGCCAAAGCAGCCGGCCUUCUCGCAGUUGAUGGACCCGAUGAAAGACCGAUGUUUCGCGACUUGGCAGCCAGAUUUCGCGAUCUUGGCCUUCACCAUCAUGCAAAAGUCACCUGUAUCAUGAUUUUGAGGGGCCAGCUCGCGAGAUCCACCGCCAAGGGCCCCUCGGUGUUGGACACCGCCAUCAUCCUGGGUCUAAGUCUGACAGAUGAGAUGGACUGGCGCUCUGCGGAGGCUCUGUUCAAUGAGAUUCUGAAAUCCGGACAAGCCGACUCGCUGGUGGUCGCGAACGCGCACAACAUUCUCGGUUACGUAUACAGGGGAAUGCUUCGUAACGAUCUCUCGAAAGAACACUUCCUUCAUGCGCUACGCAUCAUGGAACAGCAGCAAUCAUCAGACCAUCGACAGGUUUUUAGUAUCAAAGCCAACCUUGCCUCGCUUAACUUGCUUGAAGUCGAAGAAGAAGCGCUUGAGGCGGCAGAGAAAGAGUUGAGAGAAGUUGUGGAAACGUCCGCAGCGCAGUAUGGCAUGAACGAUGCUGCUACACUGCUGUUCUGCACAACUCUCGGGGAUCACUACGCAUCGAGGGUCCGGAGCGGCGAGUGGCGCGCACUCAACCUAGCAGAAGAGCAAUUUUCUCGGGCUUACGAAGGCUAUCGGGAGUCAUUUGGCGAAGCACACAAGGUGACUCGCGAGGUAGCCUUCAGGCUUUGCAAGAUUUGUGCCAUCCGGGCAGUCUGUCUCAUCUUGUGGUACAGAUCUACCGGGGAGUUCAGAGCUUUCAUCGCGAGUGGACGGACGGGCUAA